CCCUAGCCGCCGCUUCGAAAAUCGAACGCGGACGUCCGACCGUUAAUUCAAACAUUUAAAUUUCGAAGUGCUGUGCAACGAACUUUUUUUGAGGAUUUUGUGCCUGUGUUUUGUUUUUUUUAGUGUGGUACUUUUCUGUACAGAUUGCAAAAGGAUUGUCGCUGUCUGUGAAAUGUUAUAGAGUGUGUCUGAUAGUACUAGCGUGAUAUUAUCGACUGUAGUGAAGUGCUCUGUGUUCCGGAUACAUUGGACGACGUUUCUCUACUAGGCUGUAUUGCCUUGAUGUCAGUCCGCUCCGAAAGUAAUGGAUAGCCACAGUAGAUCGGCUUCGCCGCGCGAGCCCAUGCGGCCGCAGCAUCGACCCCCCUCGCCGCCGUCCCCUCCCGGUGCCUUCGACAACCGAGCCUACCAACACGACGAAUCCGACCCCAACCACAACCACAACGACUCCUUCUCCUCAAACGGACCACAGCAGAAUGGCCACACUAAAGAACCCAAUGGAGAAACCAAAACUCUGGAAGCAGUGAACUUAGAACUGAUCAACCUCACUCCGAAGAAUGGCAAUGCGAAGAAGAAAGACGUGGAGGUAGACAUGAAUGCCACCAACCCUUACGACGAGUACUUCGUGCCAGUCAACGAGCAUAGGAAAUAUAUGAGAGGUGAGAAGCUGUACGUGACGGCAGACAAACGCGGUGAGAAGGGAGGUUGCAAGCGACCUCUCUGUUGGACCCUCCUCGGUCUCGUCGUAGCAGCCAUAGUUGCCAUCAUCGUGCUAGCAGCCACGGGCAUCCUCUUCACAAACACGCCAACACCCUUGGAGCAAUACAACGCAUCAGAACACAGCGUGAGUUCAGCGCGGGCGCUGGGCGGCAUCAGUCACGUCCAACGUGACCACGACCAUGACCAUGACCUCGACCAUCAGCAUGAACAAGCACAUCCAGAGCCUGAGCCUGAGCCUGAGCCUGAGCAUAGUGCUGAACAUGGAGACCACGACCAUAGCAUGGAGACGACGGAGCAUCAACACGGACCUGAACCUCAGAGCGAUGAGGGACACGAACAUUCUGUUAUGUCGGAGGAGACCGGUGAUUCUACUAUGUAUGUGCCCAGGACUGUGGAAGGCGAGCUGAAGAUAGAUAACGAGGAAUUUACUGAAGCACUCCAAGAUAAUGAGAGCAACGAGUACAGGGAGUUCGUGGCAAGCUUCUCUGACGGCAUCAAGCGAGCACUGUUCGACAGGAACAGCCUCGAUAACGGAGACAACGAAAUUACUGUAGAAAUCAUACAGCUCAAAAAAGGAUCCGUUAUCGUCACCUACAGAGUCCACUGGAAACCCAAACUGAACAACGAACCUACAGAGGACUUGUUGAACGCCAACAAACUGCAGGCCAAGCUCGACGACUACCUCGCCAAGAAUAACAGAAUGAUCAAUAUCUAUCACAUCGCUGAAGACAGGCUGAACACGAGACCUGUUCUCGAUAUCUGUCAGAUAAACAAAAAUGGAUGCGAAUAUGGCUGCGAGUUUGAUGAGAUGACUCUGGAAUUCACCUGCACCUGCCCACAUGGCCAAAUCUUGGACCUCGGCAAUCCAAAAAAAUGCAUUACUUUACUGGACGCAGAAACCGAAAGGAGCGAGGAAGACACAAAAGCCAGAGAUUUUACAGUUCUGGCGGCAGACCCCAAACCAGUCACUACUACCGUUGCCAGUAUAGAAGAAAAACCCACAACUGAAUCGAACCACAACUCCGAGCAAACUUUCGACUGGAAAGAGACGCACCACAUGAUGCCGGAAACGACUACUGAACCUGAGGCAGACGUUAACUUCUCGCACAUUUUUGGCCACACGAACAGAAACCAAGACCAACCUGAACAGGUUAAACCUGAUUCCAGUGAAGAAACCCCUACUCCUGAGCCAGAACCGAAAUCUGAGCCUGAACCAAAGCCGGAACCAGAACCAACAGCGGAACCGGAGCCAGCAUCAGAGCCCCACCCGACUGCUGAGCCAGUACCAGAACCAACUGCAGAACCGGAGCCAAAAGCUGAACACGAGCCAGAACACAAACCUGAACAUGAACCUGAACCAACUCCGGAACCAGAACCAAAACCCGAGGGUGAGCUAGAGUCAAAACCUGAACCUGAAUCAAUACCAGAACCCAAACCAGAACCGGAACCGGAGCCAGAACCGGAACCAGAGUCAACAACAUCAACACCUGAGCCCGUUGCGUUAAAUCCUGCCUUCAUCUUACGUGAAGAAGAACAAGCAAGACAACGCGCUAUGGAAACUGAAUCGUCUUCUGAAACACAACCUGAACCCGAACCAACUAGAACCACCACCCAGGCAAUUGAAUCUUCUUCCGAAGUUACUCAGACUACGGAAAAAGAUACAUCUCAAAUGCCCGAACACGAAAUUGAGCCAGAACCAGAGCCCGCAGCAGUCACUGAGGAAUCAAGUAUGACGAGAGUGGCAGAAGGCAACCAUCAAUCAGAACAUCGCAAUGACCAUUUAGAUACCUCAGAAGAAAAGUCGAUCUUGUACACCAAUGAAGGUAAAUUUGAAUAUAAGCCCAUUGAGGAAGUGGAAAUUGAAAUGACAACUAAGAGAAUAUCUAUAUCCGAACCAAACCUUAUAAAUGAACCCUCAUAUGAACCAAAACCUGAAAUAAUUUCAAUUUUAAGUGCUAAAGAGAACGAUCCGACAGACGAACGACAGGAAGAAACGACUACUGAAAUAUCCGACUGGCUUGAAAAUCAACGUAAUCCAGAAAAAUCGGAUGACCACAACCAAACCGACUUUGAAGAACUAUUCAAUAAUACCGUUAACAGAAUCAUCCACGAAUCCGAACAAAGAUCCUUCAAAACCUUUGAUGAAGAUUUUUUAUUUGAAACCACGACGACCUCAAAUACUAAAUCUAUAAACGAUAAUGAUUCCUUCGAUUUGACUAGCAAAGAUAUGGAUAACCCAAGGACAGAAAAAACACGUAGACUCGAGGAAGAAAUUAAAGUUCCAGUUCAAAUUCCUGCAAGUGAAGAAAUGUUUGAUUUAGAUAAUAUCACAUUAGAAACAACUACGAGAAUGGAAAGCGUAGCGGUUACAGAAGACCCGGCCAUGAUUUCUAAGAGUGAAACUGAAACAGAAUCGACACUAGUAGAAAAUGAAGGUGAAAGAACUGAUACUUCAAAAGUAUCCAUGAUAACUUCUAUCCUUGAGGAAGCCAAGUCACUAGAUACUAAUAAAUCAGUACCAAUUGAAGUAACAACAUCGGAGCCAGAAAUAAUCAAACAAUUUUCUAUUAAUAAGCAUUAUCAAAACUCUGAAGAAGAUAAAUUAUUAGACGUUUUGGAGAAUAAACCUAAUACUGGAACUAACAACGAAACGUCAACCGAACGCGAACCAGAAGAAGGCAUGGAUAUAACAUUUGAUGCUAUAAAUAUGCUUUACAAUAGGUCCUCCAAAUCUAUAGAAAAACCACCCCAAGCACCCAAAGAUACAACAGAAGGAAACAGCGUACAACAGACCACAGAAGAGGGAGAGCUAUUGACCGACAGAACACGAGGUACUACUGACUCAGAUUGGCUAUCAGAACCCGUUACCGAAAUAAACUACAAUGAAGCUAUGAAUAAAAUGGCAAAGCACGAAAGUACAGAAUCCUCUGUAACGAAAAUUGAAGAAAUCAUGAACCAUGGCCAGGUUAAAGAUGAUUUUGAACCAGAUUACUUAAACAACAUGGGUUCUACUGGUAAUAAGCAAGAACAAGACGAACCGCUGUAUGGAAUGGUGCAUGAUUAUGAUAAUGAAGAUACUCGUUUUAAAAGAGUGAACAAAGAAGUAACCACUGAAGCGCCAAAACCAGUUACUACUACUGAAGCGGGAGAGGAUACAACUGUUAUGAAAGAAAUCAGCCUCACCACACAUGUGCCUAUUGAAACAACUACUAUAAGUGAGUACAUUUACAAAAUAGCUGAAAAGACCAUGCAGGCGCCAAGCGAAACACUAGUCGAACAUAAAGAAGCUGAAGCCAAUAACUCUUCAUCACAGAAUACCGAAUCAACAACAGUUAGCAGUGAUGAACCAUCCCCGACCACGAGUGCUCAACCUGAACCCGCUACGAAUGCUGAACCGGAACUCACUGCGAAUGCUGAAUCUGAACCCGCUACGAACGCUCAACCUGAAUCCGCUACGAAUGCUCAACCUGAACCCGCUAUGAAUGCUGAAGAUGUACCCGCUACGAAUGCUCAACCUGAACCCGCUCCAAAUGCUGAACCAGCGCCCGUCUGGGAAGAAACAGAAAAGUACCUAACAGUGAAAGAAUUGAACAAAAAUACCGAAGAAAGUACCGAGCCACACCAAGGGAUGGGUGACGAAACACAAACACCUUCUAUAAACGAACUACCCACGGAGGCCACGAUGAUCGAAAGUUCGGAUAACGCUACAGUAUCUGAAACCGAAGAACCUAACUUCCCUGAAAACCCUCCGAAUACAACACAGGCGAGUAACUUGAACGUUACUAUUUAUGAGAUAUCUAGUCAUAAAAGUAACAGCACGGUUCCAUUAGCGAAACCUACAAAUGCACAAUCUGCCGAGUACGAUGACCACGAAACAGAAAUGAAUCCUUUCUUACCAGAGGUGGAAAACAAUAAGAGUUUAGUCAAAAAACUUCAAGAAGGUCAUGAUCUCGAACCUAAUAACUUAACUGAGACCCAAAACGAAAAUACGGAGGAGCAUGUUAUCAACCAAUCGGAAGGUCUAAACUCAACAACUAAAGAUACUUUGUCGGUCCUAGCUAAAGGGACUAACAGAGACAGUAAAGAUCAAGAAGAGAGGGUACCAGGAACUUCGGACGAUGACACUUCAUUUAAUGAAUUGCUCAUGAACGUGGACACUCAUGAAAAUGUCACAAGGGUUACCUCGAACGCGACAACAGACGCCACGACCUUGGCAACCCUUGCUAAAAUGAAUGAUAAGGUAGUUAUCUCGAAGAAAGAGACAUUGCCUAUAUCCAGGUUCUUAAUGGACACCGACGACCUAGUUUAUAGUAAGGAGCCAACAACAACGUCAACUAGCGUAAAGUUGGAGACGGAGCCUGCGAGCGCCACGACCUCGGCGCCAACGCUCAGCACUGACGGGGAGUUCCUGAGCGUUGUGCCCAUCAAGGAAGGAAAAGGUCUGCUGAAACAGCAGAAAAGUGAAAACAUUGAAGAGCUCAAUGAUAUAAGUGAUUUGCCAAAAAGUGAUAAAAGGACAUUAGAUGCUACCAAAUUUGAUUCAGUAAUUAAUAAUGAAGCGUAGUAUGCAGCUCAAUGUUAACUCAACACAAUUAGUUUUAACGUUGCUAUUUCUUUUCCUGUGAUCCGUUGACCCUGUCGAUCAAAUUAUCCCGAACAAAUUAUUUUAUACCAAUGUAAAUGCAAUAUUUUAUUUUAUGAAUUAAUUCAAUUCUACUGGGUUUCGGUCCACAGAAACUUCACAGUACCUUUAAUUGUAUUGUCCUUGUAUUCAUAUUGUGAACAUUUUAUUCGUUAGACUAGUCAAACUAGGAAAAGUCAUCGUCUUGAAAGAAAGAUUUAGAUUUAUUUAUUUGCUUGUCUUUAUAUAAAAAUAGGUGGGUUGCGUAAAAAUGUAUAAAUAACUGGUAAAACGUACCCAUGCAGGUACUAUAAGUAUUUUACGCGAUUCAUACUUUAUGAAGGUACACAAAAAAACCUUGGAUCUUGUAAUAUUACGGCCUCAUACUUAGAGGAUUACCUGACAGUCCUAUCUUGUAAUUGUUACCAUAGCUAAAUGUAUAUUAUUAUUAUUUUAAAUAAAAUUACUUUUGAAUCGGGCGCUGUUAAGUGUAACGAGUUUGGGAAUAAACUGGCGUAACCGUUAGACGGCGUUUGUUUUAUAUAUUUCUUGUGAUUGUCUGCCAUGGCGAAUGUGAUAACUCGCAGAUAAACAUUCCGUUCGUACUUAUUAACUUAGUGAUAUUACACAGAAGUGAGGUCUGAUUGUAAAAUAAUAAUUAAUUUAGUACUUGUUAACUAAGAUAAAUAUUUUGUAUAAAUGGUUGAUUUGUAAAAUAAUUGAAUUAUGUUGUAAAUAAAUAUAAAGUUAAUAAUAA
Messenger RNA from Helicoverpa zea (corn earworm), 6098 nucleotides. Its product is annotated as titin-like. The record is from RefSeq and is a predicted model, not a curated record. Lineage: Eukaryota; Metazoa; Arthropoda; Insecta; Lepidoptera; Noctuidae. Bases 305 to 5284 code for a protein of 1659 amino acids. The transcript has 7 exons.